AUGUACUCUCCUCAAGGCACAGACCGGAAUACUUCUACGAUUGACGUUUCAGAAGGUUUGAAACCCUUCGACCCUGUGCUUGCUGAAGAAAGAUCUGCUCCUGCUUUGGAAUUUCAGGCAAGUGGGAGUUGUAACUAUGACGAACAUUCUCUCGGAGAUAGUAUUUUGGAAUUGUCAACAGAAUUCAGUUCAGUGGCUGAAGACGAAAGCCAGAAGAAAAUCAAUCAUCUGAAGGCACUUCUCCAAGAAAAGAACCGUCAAAUCUUAGAACUUCAAAGGUUUAACUCAGAAAAAAAAGAAUUAGAGAGAGAGUACCAACAGAAAAUUGAAUUGUUAAACAAAACAUUAGUUGUUGAAGAUGUCUCACUGAAAGAGUCAGUCAUCAGGAUAACGAAGUCAAAAUGUGAAAGUGAAGAGGAGAAUCAAUUGUACAAUACCUCAAAAGAGAAACUCAAAUUUUGGAAGACAAAUGACAACUAUGACUCAGUAGACAAAAAUUAUUAUCUAAUGACUACCUUGUUUUUGCCUUUCUUGAAAAAUUCCAUUAGAAACAUCCAAAAUUGUAAAUUACUGACAAGGGAUGCUGAAAAUUUAUUAAAUAAACUGGAAAGCAUUCAAGUUGAAAACAAUAGUAAAAUUGACAAUUAUAAUGAAUUCGGUACACUCUUUAAUGAUUUUUUUCAUCUCUUAAGAUACCAAACAUCUCUUUUGAACGAAGAAUUAUUUAAAGACAAUGAUAUAAGAAAGAUUCAAGAACUUCUAGGCCCACUUUUUGCUCCAGAUAUUCUUGCAAGACUAUCUUCUUCCAAUUUUAGCCUGUUGCAAAAAGAGAUUAGAAAUCUCUUAUUCAAAUACAUCAAAACCAAUUCGAAUGUAGAGGAAGAACAAUCUCCCUCAACAUCACUUCCUCAGAACCUAUCGCAAAAUAACAAGCAUGGUCUUUACCAAGAAUGCGUUCCCAGGUUAGCAGCUAAGAAUUUUUUUAAAGCAAAGACCCAAUCUAGCCUGGAAGAUAAGGGUAGCAUUACACGUGAACCUCCAUUUUUGCAGUCACCCAGAAAAUCUGUUCAUGAAAUAGACAGUGAUUACAACGAUCCUUUUGAUGGAAUUUCAACAAGCUCCAAAGCAAAAGAAAAAAUCACACAUUAUUUGCACAAUAGACAUUAUGAAUUUACCCCUAUUGGUUACAAAACUUCAAAAUAUUACAGGACACCACGACGUUUUUUGGAUACUGCUGAAUUUUGCAAUAUAGUUUCUCCAGCAUCACCGAAAAAAAAUGAAAAGAGAAAGUUGUGCAAUAAAGUUGAAAGCGAAGAAUAUGAUGAUAACAACAACCUCCCUGAAUUUUUACUGCAAACAAACACCUAG
Molecule: messenger RNA, 1368 nt
Organism: Naumovozyma castellii
Lineage: Eukaryota; Fungi; Ascomycota; Saccharomycetes; Saccharomycetales; Saccharomycetaceae
Exons: 1
Coding region: 1-1368 (455 amino acids)
Source: RefSeq, a predicted model, not a curated record